CUGAACGACGACGACGACGACGGCACUCACCACUCUCUCUCUCUCUCUCUCUCUCUCUCUCUCUCUGUCAGUCUCAAUCUCUCCUCCCCUCUCUCAUUUGCUUGCUUGGGGCAUUCACUCACUCAUUCAUUCAUUCCAUUCAUUCAUGGACAAGCAGCUUCCUUUCCAGCGGGGUCACGACGACGUUGUGGGAUCAUCAUCAUUGGGCUAUGCAGGGCAAGGCAGUGCAAGGAGGCAGGGAGUGCAGGGCAGUGUAGCGCCGCUUGCCGAGGCAUCGGAUUGCCUCGCUUACAAGCUCUGCUACUGUGUGCAUACGACAUGAUGUGUCGUAGUUUAAUGGCGCAAUUGCGAUCGGAAUCACAAUAAUAAUAAUAAUAAUAAUAGACAAUUUGAAGUCUCGUUUGGUGAUGGGUUCGUUGUUGAGUGGUAGCUGUCGGUGCGUAACGGGACGCCCAAGUGGACAGUGUUGUUGUUGUUGUUGGUUAUAAAUUGGCCGUGGAUUGGAUCGGAGUAUUGUGUUGCAAGAGAGUGGAAAGCAGCGGUGCACCCCCCCCCCCCUUUUUUUUUUUUUUUUUUUUUCCUCUCUCUCCUGUUUUGUGGAUUUUGUAUCCCCUGCUUUGGAAGAGCUGAAUCGGAUUGCGUGCCGGCGUUGUGUUGAUCCGGAGGGGAAUAUGAGUAGGAGGCAUAGGACGGGAGGUCUUCGCGUCGCGGUGCCGAAGCAAGAGAAUUCCAUCCACAGAUUUUUGACGGCUAAUGGAGUUUUUCACGAUGACGAUAUCCAGCUCGAUCACAUGGGGCUCCGCGUCGUCUCUUCGGAAUCCACCGCUUAUGCGAACCCCCCAGACGCGCAACUUUCAUUGGCAGACCUGGAGGCUGUGCGGGUCUUAGGCAAGGGUGCGGGCGGUAGUGUGCAGCUUGUUCGGCACAAAUGGACAAACGACAUUUACGCAUUGAAGGGGAUUCAAAUGAACAUAAACGAAACAGUGAGGAAGCAGAUUGUACAGGAGCUGAAAAUCAACCAGCUGACACUGCAUCAGUGCCCCUACAUAGUGAAAUGCUAUCACUCUUUCUACCACAAUGGGAUCAUAUCCAUUGUCCUGGAGUACAUGGACAGGGGCUCAUUGGCCGACAUUAUCAAGCAAACAAAGCAGAUACCUGAGCCCUAUUUGGCUGUCAUCUCGAAUCAAGUACUAAAGGGAUUGAACUAUCUACAUCAAGUCAGGCACAUCAUACAUCGUGAUAUAAAGCCCUCCAACCUCCUCAUCAAUCAAAAGGGUGAGGUCAAAAUAUCUGAUUUCGGUGUCAGUGCUGUGUUGAUUAGUUCCAUGGCCCAGCGUGACACGUUCGUCGGCACUUACACAUAUAUGUCGCCAGAACGCCUCGGGGGGCAGUCAUAUGCAUACGACAGUGACAUAUGGAGUUUAGGGUUGACGAUUUUAGAGUGCGCAUUGGGUUAUUUCCCUUACCGACCACCUGGGCAGGAAGAGGGCUGGAAUAACUUUUUCAUGCUCAUGGAGCUCGUAAUUAAUCAACCUCCCGUAGCUGCACCUCCUGACAAAUUCUCUCCCGAAUUUUGCUCUUUCAUUGCAGCUUGCAUCCAGAAACGUCCUGGCGACCGAUUGUCAACUGCAGAUUUACUUAAACACCCGUUUUUGCAGAAGUAUAGUGAGGAAGAGUACCACUUGAGCAAUCUGCGGUAACCUUUAUUGCCGUCGGAGUGCACGGAUCACUGCUGCCACAAGCACUAGACGCUAAAUGGCUUCAGCGAAAAGGUUGAUAGAAACAUGUUUUUAGUUGUUCUGCCACCAUGUCUUUCAUUAUCGAUGAUGUAGUUUUGGAUACAGGGUAUGGAUUUAAAGCAGAAAGUCAAAUAUUCAAAAUUAGUUUUUCAAACAAACUAAUGAAGGUUCUAUUUUUUUUUUUUUUUUUUUUUUUUUUUUUUUUUACAUCGAUGUAAAUCAAACCAUGGUUAGAUUCUCUUGAAGUUCAUUUUCAUUAGUGAGGGUUUAGAACAGCAGGUUGUUUAAGGAAAGCGCAGGAAAAUUAUAGGCAUCCAACAUGUCUUUAGAAAUGUAAAGUUUUGAGUCAAUAAGCACUGUUUGUAGCUUUUUGCAUUAUAAACAUGUUUGUUAUGAACAGAAUAAAAGUGUGCAGAUUACAUCAGACGAUUUAAAGGUA
Physcomitrium patens is the source of this 2178-nucleotide messenger RNA. Its product is annotated as mitogen-activated protein kinase kinase 1b. NCBI's taxonomy places the organism in Eukaryota, Viridiplantae, Streptophyta, Bryopsida, Funariales, Funariaceae. Gene Ontology annotation, molecular function: MAP kinase kinase activity; ATP binding. The record is from RefSeq and is a predicted model, not a curated record. Gene Ontology annotation, biological process: MAPK cascade; protein phosphorylation.